This is a messenger RNA of Suillus paluster, 921 nucleotides long. Its product is annotated as galactose mutarotase-like domain-containing protein. The record is from RefSeq and is a predicted model, not a curated record. NCBI's taxonomy places the organism in Eukaryota, Fungi, Basidiomycota, Agaricomycetes, Boletales, Suillaceae. Bases 1 to 921 code for a protein of 306 amino acids. Gene Ontology annotation, biological process: carbohydrate metabolic process. Gene Ontology annotation, molecular function: carbohydrate binding; isomerase activity. The transcript has 4 exons.
AUGCCAGUUAAACAGGUUGCUGGGCGAGUCACUUUGACUCAUUCAAAGGGCUCUUCUGUGGAACUACUUCUGUACGGUGCGACAGUCAUUUCAUGGAAAUCUGGAACCAUCACCGAAUCUCAGCCAAUUGAGCGGCUAUUCGUCUCGUCCAAAGCCGCCCUCGAUGGGUCAAAGCCAGUGCGGGGAGGAAUUCCAGUUAUAUUCCCUUGCUUUGGAGCUCCUACCCACCCAGAGCACAUGAAACUCGGCCAGCAUGGUUUCGCUAGAAAUGAAUUGUGGACAUUCGACAGCAUUGUGAUGGACAGUGAUGCGGGUGUAUCGGUGCGGCUUACGCUCGAGCCGACCUCGGGUAUCACAGCAAAAUAUGACAAACCGUUCCAUCUGGCUUAUGUUGUUACCCUGGCUGAGCAUCAGCUUAGCACUGAUCUGCACGUCACGAAUACGUCGACCUCCACGGCUUACCCACCAGAUAACCUCGAAUUCCAGGCGUUGUUCCACAACUAUAUUAGGGCUCCUGCAAACGACGCUCUUGUGUUCCCAUUGCAAAACAAGAGUUAUUAUGACAAAACAGAGCCGUCCGAAGAGGCCAGAAGCAAACCGAAACUUGAGACCAGAGCAGGAGUUGACGUUCGCCAGUUCACCGACUCUGUGUACGAGGAUGCAGGGGGGAAAUAUGAAGUCACAUGGCCAGGAGGUGGCGUAGAGAUCACGGUCAGGGAGCUAAAGGACGUUGUCGUCUGGAAUCCUCAGCAGGCUGCAGGUUCAAAAAUGGGAGACAUGGAAGAUGGUGGAUGGGAAAGGUAUGUUUGUGUUGAGCCAGGUUAUGUGAGGGGAUUCGCGAAGAUAGAGCCAGGCAAGACAUGGAUUGGGCAGCAAACUAUAUCUGUCAUUCAUCACGAAAGGAGGAUCAAUCAGUUGUGA